CAGCUGCCACCCACUGCGCCCCUUACUGCCUGUGCUAUGAGCGAUUCUGACGACAAACGUGGUCAACGCGUUUAGAAUUUCUUGCGCACCGAAUCCAAGUCGCGAUGACUGCAGUUAAUGUACCUUUCUAUGGACGGUUGGCCCUGGUGACAGGGGGUGCGGGUGGUAUCGGCCAGGCGGUCUGCCACUUGCUUGCCGCCGAAGGGGCCACCGUGGUGGUUGCUGACAUACAGCUCGAGGUAGCAGAGAAUGUUGCCCGAUCUCUGCCAGGUGAGGCCAAGCACCAGGCCAUGUACGUUGACGUUGGUGAACCGUUGUCCGUGGAGACGCUCUUCAAUGGCAUCAGGAGUGCGUUCUCCGAGCCACUGAGCAUAGUCGUCCACUGUGCUGGUAUUUUGCGCACGGCACCACUCUCCCAGUGCACUGAUGAGCUCUUCGAUGACAUUAUCCGGGUGGAACUUAAGGGUACCUUCCUGGUGACCCGAGCAGCUAGUCGUGAUAUGCUGCGUUCUGGAACACCGCUGUCUGAAUGGAGAGGAGCCAUCGUCAACAUAUCCAGCCUUGCAGCCAAGUGCGGCUCUAUGCCGUCGUGCGCGUACGCCGCUGCCAAGGCCGGCGUCGUGGCGCUGACCAAGUCGGCAGCGUUGGAACUGGCGAAGCACGGUAUCCGCUGCAACGUAGUCAUACCCGGAUGGGUGGAGACCCCCAUGAUGGAGGACGCUGGUGAAAGCAGCAAGGCAAGAGUUGUAGCGAACACACCGCUCAAGAGGACCGCCCAGCCACUGGAGAUAGCAGAGGCCAUCAAGUUCCUGUGCUCGCCCACAACGAGUUCCUACAUCACGGGAACUGUCCUUGAAGUCACCGGGGGUUUUAAGAUGUGAAUUAUUUUCGUUCGCUUCGGCACGGUUAUAAAAUGACACCAUGAUGAGAUGAAAUACGGGCGUGCCGAAAUAUUCACCGUAACUCUUCUAGGUCUGGCUUUUCUGGCACUUGUUUGAGUGGAUUGAGGACAAAAAAGAUGUAUGUGUUAGUGUGAUCUUGGAUAUAAUGAAAGAACCGCAAGUUAAUGUUAUCGUUAGGCUGUUAAGUAUUACCGUGCUGAUGGCUGAAUGC
Molecule: messenger RNA, 1113 nt
Organism: Dermacentor silvarum
Lineage: Eukaryota; Metazoa; Arthropoda; Arachnida; Ixodida; Ixodidae
Product: estradiol 17-beta-dehydrogenase 8
Exons: 3
Coding region: 105-881 (258 amino acids)
Molecular function (GO): oxidoreductase activity
Source: RefSeq, a predicted model, not a curated record